CUGACUUCUGGACGUUCCCCUUCACUCCCCACUUUUCGGGCAGAGGAGCCGGGUGGGGCAUCGACACGGACUAUCCGCGCAUCAGGAUUAUUUUGGCUGGUCCUAAUGCUGCCUUUCUGCCCCCUACCAGAUUUUCAGAAGCAGGAGUUUCCGGUCGCCGCACGGAUCCAGAGCCUCACCGCCACAGAAGACGUCGGAAAAGCCGUUCGAUCGGAGGGGUUUCGGGAAUCCGGUUCCGUGCAGGGUGGCCUUCCUGACCCCACCGCCCACCAUGUGCGGGGACGGGUUCGGCUGAGGGGAGAGCUCGCCGGUGCCCGGGAUUCCGGAGGGACUUCUCCCACAGCGCACUGGGGUGGUUCACUGAUACUGUCUCACCCCACCCCAGCACAGACUCGCACCAGUGACUCCUUCACUGGGGGAGCCAGCGCCCCUCCCGGUCUCCCUGCCCGUCCCGCGAUCUGCGAGUUCGGAGCCGGGAGCCGGGACCCGUCCCUCGUCGGGAGCGGAUCGCUCUCUGCCCUCCUCUGCUGGGAUCGGACUCUGCGCCAACACAAUUGGAACUGAUCUCGUGAGCUGCCAUGUCUGUCCAGCAACAGCUCCCUGCAGACUCCCAGCUCCCGGUGCCUCUGCUGAACAAGCUGCGGGGAUUGAGCCGUGAGGAUCUGGAGGAGGUGCUGGACAACCGGGAGAAGGUGGAUGGGCUGGUGAUGGACAGCGAGGAGGUCCAGAACCUCCAGCUGGAGCGGGAGAUGUCCCUGGCCACCAACCGCAGCCUGGCCGAGACCAACCUGCAGCUGCAGCCCCGCCUGGAGAGCGGGAAGACACGGCUGCUGGAGAGGUACGCAGAGCUCCGGGCCGUUCACCAGGCGGUAAUGGAGCAGCACAGGCGCUUGG
Molecule: messenger RNA, 894 nt
Organism: Pristis pectinata (smalltooth sawfish)
Lineage: Eukaryota; Metazoa; Chordata; Chondrichthyes; Rhinopristiformes; Pristidae
Product: vacuolar protein sorting-associated protein 37C-like
Exons: 3
Biological process (GO): protein targeting to vacuole; ubiquitin-dependent protein catabolic process via the multivesicular body sorting pathway; protein targeting to membrane
Cellular component (GO): ESCRT I complex
Source: RefSeq, a predicted model, not a curated record